Molecule: messenger RNA, 912 nt
Organism: Myotis myotis
Lineage: Eukaryota; Metazoa; Chordata; Mammalia; Chiroptera; Vespertilionidae
Gene: TMEM225B
Product: transmembrane protein 225B
Exons: 5
Coding region: 75-758 (227 amino acids)
Biological process (GO): negative regulation of phosphatase activity
Source: RefSeq, a predicted model, not a curated record
GCAGUAGUUACCAAGAGCCUGCAAAUUCCUGGCCUCCCCCCAACCCCCUCCUGUAUUGUUCCCAUUGGCCUAAAAUGGGCAUGGGGCGUCCAGUGAUACUGACUUUAGAGGACAAAAACAUAAAGGGCUUCACAUGGGCCAUAGCCCCCGCCUUGACUGCUUUGGGCUACCUGCUCAUACUGCUGGUCACCAUCUUCCCCUUCUGGGUGCGCCUUGUGAAUGAGGAGUCCCGUGAAGUGUUUUACAGUGGCCUGUUUGAGAACUGCUUUCAUAUCAAGUGCUGGAAGCCUCGACCCUUAUCCAUUUACAUCAUCCUCGGCCGAGUUUUCCUGCUGUUUGCAGUCGUCUUGUCUUUCCUCACCACCCUCACCAUGGUGUCUUUUGCAUCUCAGCUCUUUCCAAGGACCUGGAAGCAAACUUUUUUAUCAGCCUCCAUCAGCUUCUUCACAGGGACUUGUGCUUUCCUGGCCUUGCUGCUGCAUGCCCUGGAGAUCCAGAGUCUGAGGAUGCAGCCCCGCCCGCCCCAGUUCUCUGUGCAGUGGCCUUACUAUGUCCUGGGCUUUGGUAUCCUUCUGUUCAUAGUGGCUGGUGUCAUCUGCCUCUUUCAAGAAGCCUGCCAUAGGUGCCAUUUAUUACGCAUUUCCCAGAGUAUCAAGGAGACUCAAGAGAGCCCACACCUGGAGAUUCUGGAGAGUUUUGGAGGAGGACUGAGCUCAAUGCAAAAGGAGACCCUGCUGAAGGAAGAGACAGUUAUCUAGUCCCGGAGAGUCUGUCCUCUAACCUUCAUCAAGCUGUGUGAGUGCACGUGUGUGGGUGGCACUCCCUUCUCUGCCAGUCUCUGCUACUUUUAAUAAGCUUCUUGUGUAUCAAAUGAAUGCUCCACUUCCCUAUACAGUGAUUCUAUUUUGAUCA